Messenger RNA from Oncorhynchus mykiss (rainbow trout), 6786 nucleotides. RefSeq names its product G protein subunit alpha 13b (gene gna13b). NCBI's taxonomy places the organism in Eukaryota, Metazoa, Chordata, Actinopteri, Salmoniformes, Salmonidae. The record is from RefSeq and is a predicted model, not a curated record. Gene Ontology annotation, biological process: adenylate cyclase-activating G protein-coupled receptor signaling pathway; Rho protein signal transduction. Gene Ontology annotation, cellular component: cytoplasm; heterotrimeric G-protein complex; brush border membrane. Gene Ontology annotation, molecular function: G-protein beta/gamma-subunit complex binding; D5 dopamine receptor binding; guanyl nucleotide binding.
ACCCGCCCGCGAGUAGACUCUCCAGUCGCUAGCCUCAAACCAACUCUCUCUACUGUAUCGAUGAAGUUGUUUCAAAGAUGGCGGAUUUCCUGCCGUCCCGGUCCGUUUUAUCUGUGUGUUUUCCAAACUGUCUGCUCACGAGUAACGAGGCAGAACAAUUAAGGAAAUCUAAAGAAAUAGACAAAGGUAUUUCGCGGGAUAAGCCGUACGUGAAACGGCUGGUGAAGAUUCUCCUACUCGGAGCGGGUGAAAGCGGCAAGUCCACUUUCCUGAAGCAGAUGCGCAUCAUCCAUGGUCAGGAUUUCGAUCAACGGGCCAAAGAAGAGUUCAAGGCCACGAUUUUUAGUAAUGUAAUUAAAGGGGUGCGUGUGUUGGUGGAUGCCAGAGAAAAGCUCCACAUCCCGUGGGGAGAGGCGUCCAACCAGAGGCACGGAGAGACCAUGAUGGCGUUUGACACGAGGUCGGCCAGGAUGGCCCACGGCAUGGUGGAGACCAAGGUCUUCCUGCAGUACCUGCCCUCCAUCCAGGCCCUGUGGGCCGACACGGGCAUCCAGGACGCCUACGACAGACGCAGGGAGUUCCAACUGGGGGAGUCUGUAAAGUAUUUCCUGGAUCAUUUGGAAAAGCUAGGACAGCCGGACUACCUACCGACUCAGCAGGAUAUUCUCCUGGCCCGUAAGCCCACUAAAGGUAUCCACGAGUACGACUUUGAGAUCAAGAACGUUCCAUUUAAGAUGGUGGACGUUGGGGGUCAAAGGUCGGAGAGACGGAGAUGGUUUGAGUGUUUUGACUCUGUCACCUCCAUCCUCUUCCUCGUCUCCUCUUCAGAGUAUGACCAGGUCUUGAUGGAGGACCGUCAAACCAACCGUCUCAGCGAAUCCCUCAACAUCUUCGAGACGAUCGUCAACAAUCGCGUUUUCUCCAACGUCUCCAUCAUCCUGUUCCUCAACAAGACGGACCUCCUGGAGGACAAGGUGCGCUCGGUCCCCAUCAAGGACUAUUUCCCAGAGUACCCCGGGGAGCCGCACAGCCUGGCCGACGUACAGAGGUUCCUAGUGGACUGUUUCCGGGGGAAGAGGAGGGACGUGACACAGAAGCCCCUGUACCACCACUUCACCACAGCCAUCAACACGGAGAACAUUCGACUGGUGUUCCGAGACGUCAAGGACACCAUCCUCCACGACAACCUAAAGCAGCUGAUGCUGCAGUGAUCGCAGGGGGGUUAUGACCUUUUUCAAGUCACCUUUUGGCCUUUAACCCCCAACCGUCCCCCCCGUGACUCCUCACCGUGACCCACUGACUUGCCAUGAUUGCAGGGUGAUGAACAGAGAGCAGAAGAGUUGUUGUGUUACACUGUGUCACUGCCUUUUAAGUCACCUUUUGGCCCUUGACCUUUAACCCCUGCGAGCCCUCACCUUGACCCCUGAUCUCCAGUCACCUCUGGUGCAGGCUGUCACCUAUGACCCUUGACCACUGAACCCUGUUACCACUUCUAAUGGCCUUGUACCUGGCAGUUCUACCCCCCCCCCCCUUCUAAACCACUGUAAAUGAGCUCUCCCAAUCCCUCCCCUCACACACCCCUCUCCUCUCUUUUAAUGGACUAUUCCAGAGUCUGUAGAUAUGUUGAUGUGUUCUGUAGGAUGAAGUUGCCCUCAGACUCUGAUCCUGGGUCAGUUUUUAAUUCCCCCCACUAAUGGUUAAUGACAGGAUAUGGGGAGGGGAAGCUGGUCCUAAAUCUGUUGUUCUAUAUUACUAUAUUCACUCUGUUGGUUCACUCUUAACUCUCCUGUCUCACUCUGUCACUUUGUAACCUGUCUGAGAAGCCCAGACCACUGCUGGAGGUUAGCGGUCAAGGGUGAAGGGGUCAACUGGCCUUUCUGUGUUGGAGGGAGGAGUCAAAGGUCGUCACCCACGGCAACCAGGGAAGCGGGAGUGGUAAACGCUGUAGAACAAAAUGAUGAUGAUGAUGAUGACUGUGUUUCACUGGCGUCAGCCUGUCGCUAUGCACCUCCACUCACACCUGCCCUGAACUGGCUUGAUUCUACACUUCCUUUUCCCUCAGAGCCUGAUUAUGACAUCACCGUGCCCCCCCCCCCGCCCCCAUUCUGACAGCCAAUCAGUGUCACUAUCUGGAUGUGGAACCAACUGCAGCGGAGAGCUUGUUACUUGUUGUUGUUGCUGAGGGGGAAGUUAAAGAGUGGGGGGACUUUACAACACUGUACUAAAACUAAUCCUUAAUGAUUCCACAAAUAAGCCUUUUACCACUGUCUGAUGAUUACCUAUCAAACAGAGCUAUACACACACACACACACACCCUGCCCAUAGAGACUCUUCUGACCUGAACCUGGUAUUACUGUUUGGAACUUUAGACUUUUUUCCCCACAUAGAUUUAUUAUGAAUAUAUGUACCUAAACAUUGUCUUUGUAAGUUAUAUUUGAAAGGUUUUACACAAGUUUGAUUUACACCUGCUGAUGGACACCUGCUACACCUGCUGAUGGACUGUUAAAGGAAGAGGGUGUGUGAACACACACGCUCAGACAGACUGGCCCGGACAGACUGGCCCGGACAGACUGGCCCGGACAGACUGGCCCGGACAGACUGGCCCGGACAGACUGGCCCGGACAGACUGGCCCGGACAGACUGGGUCGGACAGACUGGGUCGGACAGACUGGGCCGGACUGACCAGUUGAUAAACUACUGAGCUAAUUCUCAGGAUACAUUGUGGACCACUUAUUUGUGUAUUUAAAGCAAUGAUGUUCAUUUGCCUAAGUCCUAAAACACACACACAGACAGACGGACGGCUGUCCAUCAGAGGCUGGUAGUCUAAACAACUUGCCGGCCAGCUACAUCCCCUCUUCCAGUCCUUUAUUUCUCCCCUCUUUCUGUCCCUCUCUCUGUCUUAGUGUAAGCAAGUGAUCAGCCUUAUAAACCCUGUGGAGGCUCAUCCUAGCGGGAAGAGACUGAUCAGCCUUAUAAACCCUGUGGAGGCUCAUCCUAGAGGGAAGAGACUGUGAUCAGCCUUAUAAACCCUGCGGAGGCUCAUCCUAGAGGGAAGAGACAGUGAUCCGCCUUAUAAACCCUGUGGAGGCUCAUCCUAGAGGGAAGAGACUGAUCAGCCUUAUAAACCCUGUGGAGGCUCAUCCUAGAGGGAAGAGACUGUGAUCAGCCUUAUAAACCCUGUGGAGGCUCAUCCUAGAGGGAAGAGACUGAUCAGCCUUAUAAACCCUGUGGAGGCUCAUCCUAGAGGGAAGAGACUGUGAUCAGCCUUAUAAACCCUGUGGAGGCUCACCCUAGAGGGAAGAGACUGAUCAGCCUUAUAAACCCUUUGGAGGCUCAUCCUAGAGGGAAGAGACUGUGAUCAGCCUUAUAAACCCUGUGGAGGCUCAUCCUAGAGGGAAGAGACUGUGAUCAGCCUUAUAAACCCUGUGGAGGCUCAUCCUAGAGGGAAGAGACUGUGAUCAGCCUUAUAAACCCUGUGGAGGCUCAUCCUAGAGGGAAGAGACUGUGAUCAGCCUUAUAAACCCCGUGGAGGCUCAUCCUAGAGGGAAGAAACUAUGAUCAGCCUUAUAAACCCUGUGGAGGCUCAUCCUAGAGGGAAGAGACUGUGAUCAGCCUUAUAAACCCUGCGGAGGCUCAUCCUAGAGGGAAGAGACUGUGAUCAGCCUUAUAAACUCUGUGGAGGCUCAUCCUAGAGGGAAGAGACAGUGAUCAGCCAUAUAAACCCUGUGGAGGCUCAUCCUAGACAUACUCUUAUCACUCAGUCAGGGGAAAGUGAUGGGGAAACUGUGUCAAAUGAUUUGAUUUAAUUAUGAAUCUUUCUCUCUCUCUUAACUCCUCACCAACCAAUGUGUCUUUAUCUCUAGCAAACCCCCAUAGCAGGCCUUUUAAAUGAGUUGGACGUUGGGUUUCUACCAACUGAAGGGAAACCAGGAGAAUGAUACCGUUCACAUUGUUGUACCCGUUAUGCAGGGGGCGUCUGAAGUCACACCCUACUACUCUCUAUCUAGUGCACUGCUUUCAGCCCUGUGUGUCUUUGACAGGGCACUACAUAGGGCACUAUGUUAUUAUUAUUAAGGUAGUAGGGUGCGGUUUUGCACGUAGACUCCUAAAAUCUCUCUCGUUGUCUCUCUCUCUCUCUCUCUCUCUCUCUCUCUCUCUCUCUCUCUCUCUCUCUCUCUCUCUCUCUCUCUCGUUGUCUCUCUCUCUCUCUCUCGUUGUCUCUCUCUCUCGUUGUCUCCCAAGUGAGCGCUAUUCCCUAUAUAGUUUUGGAUGCAGUCUGAGUCUCGUUGGCCAAACAUGCUGCAUGUGUAGUUCAAGUCUCUCUCACAAACACUGUCAGCUCUGUCAGGGCUUCUGACUGAUCGCUCCAGGCCACCCCUUCCAUAGCUCCGAGUCAUCCCCAGCACAGAGCUCUUUGUCUGGGCUGAGACUGUGUCAGGCCCCCUUGGCUGAAGGCCACCAUUCCAUCCUCUAUACCAGUCGGAUGGACUGGUGUGACUGGGACCAGUGUCUCCUCCCCCCGCGCCACACACACACACCAGUAAGUCAGACCAAACUAGGGUCUGUGAUUUGCCUUUGUCUACCCUUCUCUCUGACCGGAUGGACUGGUGUGACUGGGACCAGUGUCUCCUCCCCCAGCGCCACACACACACACACCAGUAAGUCAGACCAGACUAGGGUCUGUGAUUUGCCUUUGUCGAUGCUGAACAAACAGGUUUUUGAACAACACAGAGGCAGACCACUUUCUCCCAGGGGAUGUAGAUAUCCACACAGGAUACGUUCCAACUAAGAUGCAACCGAAACUAAAAAUAGCCUUAUGGGCCACCGCCACCAUAGUUAAAGCGUUUAGCCUUGUGGGCCACCAUAGUUAAAGCGUUUAGCCUUGUGGGCCACCAUAGUUAAAGCGUUUAGCCUUAUGGGCCACCAUAGUUAAAGCGUUUAGCCUUAUGGGCCACCAUAGUUAAAGCGUUUAGCCUUGUGGGCCACCAUAGUUAAAGCGUUUAGCCUUAUGGGCCACCAUAGUUAAAGCGUUUAGCCUUGUGGGCCACCAUAGUUAAAGCGUUUAGCCGAAUGUGUGACCUCUGACCUGGGUUAAAUAAAGUAGCCAUCACUGUGCUUGCCCACCUUAGGAGCCCUGCUGUUUAUAGAGUAGCCAGGUCCUUUAAGAGUGUUGUCUGAUCUGGCCUGAUCAACAGUGUUCCACUGGACCCAACAUGUCCCAAAGUGAUCAUUCUAGAAUCAUGUGCAUUCUAGAACUGUCCAUUCUAGAACUGUUUCUAGCCAUUCUAUUUCUAUGGGUGUAGUCAGUCGGUGCUUUUUGCCAAAUGGCCUCCAGAGUGACUCAAUACCCAGUAGACAGGCAGACGGACAGACCUAUGUCCCCUACUGGUCUUAUUUAGUGAGGGAGAGCUCAAAUAGGAGUCCCCAAUGGCACCCUCUUCCCUAUAUAGUGCACUAAUGUUGACCAGGUCCCCAUAGGGUCUAAAGUAGUGCACUAUGUAGGGAAUAGGCUGUCAUUUGGAACACAGCCCAGACAGACGCAGGUCUUUGUCUGCUCCGGUCAGAGAGAAGGGUAGACAGUCUGCCAGUAGUAACACCGUGGUCAGUAUUCAGUCAGUGUGUGUGUAUCUGCUCCUUCAGGCCGUCUCUCUCUCUCUCUGUGCUGCUGCUGAUGCUGUGGUUUUAAACGUGUGCCAACGACUCCGUUCCAAUAUCAACGCUCGCCCACUCGUUCGAAUGCACUGCUUCCUUCAUGUUAGUGUGGAUGUUGGAAUGCAGCCCCAAGAGUCAGUCAGAACACAGUGUCAUUUCAAAAGCCCAGGCCCACUUUGACGAUGUCACAAAGCCAAAGCCUGUUUCAUUAGGAUUCUGCUACUGACAAAAACCUGCCUUCAGUGGCCUGGUCUGAGUUGUCAUUCAUUGUGUCAAAAAGAGUUGUAGAGAUUUCAAGCUGUUAACUGUGAUGUCAGAGCCCCGCCCUGCCCUGAGAACUGUCUGUUCCUCUAUCUACUACAACUCCUUCUUCCUGCUCUCUCUCUCUGUCUCUCUGUCUGUCAUCAUGACAUCACUGAGGGUUCCGACACAUCUAGAAUGAAACGUCAUUCUAGUUCUAUUGAUUCUAUGGAAUGUGGAGGAAGGUUUGGGGCCAGGUCCAUUAUAUCAAGGUGAAGGUGCAAUCUGGCGUUCUGGACCUGAGGUGGGAAGGACCUGAGGUGUGUGUGUGUGUGUGUAAGGUGAUGGUGUUUUAAAGCUAUGCAACAGCACUGUGCUCCAGUCCACACAGCAAAAAUACUUAAAUGAACCACUUCUCUGUAUGUUAUGAGAAUAAUCACGAUGAUGUGUUACUGCUCUGCCCCAUGUAAUCAGUUUCUUUAUUAGCCAAGAGUAAAAUAUGCAAAUGAUCUGCCAAAAAUAUGACUGAUAUUGUUGUGCCUCCUGUUACCCGACUUCGCCUUUUCCCCCUAAUCAAGGUUUUAUACUUGCAGUGUUUGCCUUAGCGGUGUUUUUAUGUCCUCAUUUCAAGAUGAAGGUUUGCAUUCCAAAUGGCACCCUAUUCCCUACAUGACGACCUAUUGGCUCUGGUCUAAAGUAGUAUAAGUAAACAGGGACACGGGGGUGUCAUUUGGGACAGUAUCAACGGUUACAAAACUGUGUUUCUCUGGCUUAUUGUAGUUCAGAUGUUUUUUAUAUUGUUUAUGACGAAAUGCUUUCAUUGUACAGUCUCUAACUUAUACUGUCUUCUUACUGUUCUCCCAAUAAAACCACAAACCAUUUUACAAACUGUGA